Myzus persicae (green peach aphid) is the source of this 975-nucleotide messenger RNA. RefSeq names its product piggyBac transposable element-derived protein 4-like. The record is from RefSeq and is a predicted model, not a curated record. The coding region runs from base 1 to 975 and encodes 324 amino acids. The transcript is spliced from 2 exons. Lineage: Eukaryota; Metazoa; Arthropoda; Insecta; Hemiptera; Aphididae.
AUGAAUCCCGAAGUUGGUUCAACUAGGAGUGUUCACACUCAAAAAACUAUGAAAACAAAUAUUUUGUCUGAUAGCGAGUUACUCGAUCUUUUAGAAAAUGAUAUGUUGUCAUCCGACGAAGAUUUUGGUUUUGAUUCUGAUGAUGAUAUUUUUGAUGCUGAAUUUAAUGAUAGUGACUCUGAGACAGAUACUAAUAGAUCAGAAAUAAAGAUAUUUUUUUCAUUACUUUUUCAUAUGGGUACAAUAAAACUUAGUAGAAUAGAAGAUUAUUGGAAGACAAGCGUUUUAUUCAACAUCCCAUUUUUCCGCAAGCACAUGAGUCGAAAUAGAUUCAUGUUGUUACUUAGGGCUUUACACUUUUCUCGAAACACUCAAGAAGGGGAACUAGCUCCUAGAAAUAGAUUAUAUAAAAUUCAGCCAAUUGUAGACUAUUUUAAUUCAAAAAUGAAUGAAAUCUAUGAGCCAUCAAAAAAUUUAUCGAUUGACGAAUCAAUGGUGUUAUGGCGUGGGCGACUGAUUUUUCGCCAAUAUAUUAAAAAUAAAAGGCACAAGUAUGGUGUAAAGAUGUACAUGCUAACUGAACCGUGGGGGCUUAUUCAUAGAAUUAUGGUGUAUUCUGGGCAAGGACAAGACGUAUCUGAAGAUUCCACUCAUACAGAGUUUGUGGUAGAAAAACUUAUGGAUGGUUUAUUGUACAAAGGUAGAUCAUUAUUCAUGGACAACUUUUAUAAUAGUGUGCAAUUAUCUAGGAAAUUAUUGUCUAAGAAAACAUACGUAAUAGGGACUUUACGGUCCAAUCGAAAAAAUAAUCCUAAAGAUGUCAUUGAAAAAAAACUAAAAAAAGGUGAAAGUAUAUGUAGAUAUACAAAUGAUGGUAUUUGUGUAGCAAAAUGGAGGGACAAACGAGACGUAUUAAUGAUAAGUUCAGAGUUUCCACAUGAAAUGAACGAAAUUACUACAAAAAAAAAGAAGUAA